AUUUUACACCGAAACAAAUGGAGCUGUAGUUUCAUUGAGAUCCAAGACCAAUAGCAGAGGUGCGCACAGAGAUAGAGGCAGCAGAGACGGAGGCAGUUGCUACUAUGUUUAUCUAUUGGUAGGGGCUGGCUCGCAAAAGAAAGGUUUCUCUGUCUGGUCGGGGCAGGCGCUGUCUGGGUAGCUUACGGAGCAACCAAAGGGGGUUUUUUGUUUCGGGAGCCCUCUUCCGAUGGUAUGGUAGCUGUUCUAUCGAUAGCUCUCGCCAAUCGUGUCAGUGAGCAGGUGGUAGGUUUACGGGGAGGGGGGAGGCUCUGGCUGACCUUCUUCUUUGAAGAACCUAGCCAAGAUUUUCUCUUAUGUUAAAAGGCCCACUCUAUUUCGAACUUUCUAUUUCGAAUCUUUGAAGGGAAAAGGCUAGAUUUCUCUUUGCAAAGGCUUGCUCUCUUCUUUCUAAACUCCUGGUCCCCUUCGCUCGCUCAUAAGAGUGAACUCUGACUUUGCGCUACCCCCAGAUCUCCGAGGAGGUAGAAGAAAUCCCUAAAAUGUUAUUCGUCGUUUCUCUUGUACGCAAUAGCCACAAUGCAGUACAUCACUUUGAGAUCGGGAGAGUUGCUCUCGUUAACUACGGGAAGGAUUACGGGAAGCUCGCUAUGAUAGUCGACUUUAUCGAUUGGUUUAUAAACGACAUAGAGGAUGUGUGCACAAUGGGAUCCGCGAUUUACCAGGGGAUGAUUAUAAG
Macadamia integrifolia is the source of this 739-nucleotide messenger RNA. RefSeq names its product tyrosine-protein kinase ABL1-like. Gene Ontology annotation, biological process: protein phosphorylation. NCBI's taxonomy places the organism in Eukaryota, Viridiplantae, Streptophyta, Magnoliopsida, Proteales, Proteaceae. The record is from RefSeq and is a predicted model, not a curated record. Gene Ontology annotation, molecular function: ATP binding; protein kinase activity.